UCCCACCCCCAGUCCCCAGAGCUCCCAACAGCCCGCGCCCGCUGCUAGGCAGCGGCGGGGAUGGCGAGGCGCGGAGCCGGGGCGGUGACGAUAGCAGCGAGUCCACCAUUGGACGAGGAGCCCUGAGGGACGGGCCAGCCUGGUGAACAAGGAGAUAGCGAGGCGGGUGGCCCCGAGAGAGCGAGGGCAAUGGAGGCCAACAUGCCGAAGCGGAAGGAGCCUGGCAAGUCCCUGCGCAUCAAAGUCAUCUCCAUGGGCAACGCUGAAGUGGGAAAAAGCUGUAUUAUAAAACGAUACUGUGAGAAAAGAUUUGUGUCUAAAUAUCUUGCAACCAUUGGAAUUGACUAUGGAGUCACAAAGGUACAAGUCAGAGACAGAGAAAUCAAAGUUAACAUCUUUGAUAUGGCUGGCCAUCCCUUCUUCUAUGAGGUUCGUAAUGAGUUUUACAAGGAUACACAGGGUGUAAUACUGGUCUAUGAUGUUGGGCAGAAAGAUUCCUUCGACGCCCUUGAUGCGUGGCUGGCAGAGAUGAAGCAGGAUCUUGGACCUCAUGGAAACAUGGAAAAUAUUGUAUUUGCAGUGUGUGCCAACAAGAUUGACUGUACCAAGCACCGCUGUGUAGAUGAAAGUGAAGGGCGUUUGUGGGCUGAAAGCAAAGGCUUCCUGUACUUUGAAACUUCAGCACAGACUGGAGAGGGAAUCAAUGAGAUGUUCCAGACCUUUUAUGUAUCCAUAGUUGACUUAUGUGAAAAUGGAGGGAAACGUCCUAUCACGAAUAGCAAUGCUAGUUUCACCAAAGAACAAGCAGACACCAUUCGCAGAAUUCGAAACAGUAAAGACAGUUGGGACAUGUUGGGAGUCAAACCUGGGGCCUCAAGGGAUGAAGUCAACAAAGCCUAUCGGAAGCUCGCUGUCCUGCUUCACCCCGACAAGUGCGUGGCGCCCGGUAGUGAAGAUGCCUUCAAAGCGGUGGUGAAUGCCCGGACUGCCCUCCUGAAAAACAUCAAAAAUUCAGGUGCCUGUGACCAUUUCAGACAUUUUACAGAGCAGUGAAGACAACCAAGCGCCACUUGUACGUAUAGUUCCUUUCCUAUUUCCAAAUAAUCCGAAUUUUGUUCCUCCUUCAUUUGUGAGCUCGGUAAUGGUAGCAUCCAUCAUGCACUUGACUCAGGACAGUCCAGGAGGUUUCUGGAGGGAGGAAGGGGCACAGGAGGGCCUUUCGCUUUUCUUUUCCUUUUUUAAAAGUUCAUUGGAGAAGGAGACAGCAGAAACAGAAGGAAAUGAUAACAAAACCCCCAAAAGUGUGGUGGGACCUCACAAGCAAGUCACUUCUUUUACGAGUUCCUUAGUAGGAUUUGAACCAUCGAUCCAUCUAUAAUUAAUGAACUCUGGAGAGCCCUUUGGAAGUUUGUGAAUCAAGGUAAUACCGUUCCAAAUUGAGCAGUCCUUUGUGGACCUAUACUCUGUCCCCUUCUCCAGCCACCAGGGGGAGAGACAGGCUAGUUCUAGGAGAGAAAAGGCAGUGGCAGCCACGAGUUCUGGAACACUGGCUGUUGCUCGUCUUGCCCCUGGAUCUGAGGCCUUUCUCCAGCCACGGAAGCAAUGCCGGUAGCAGUAGGGAGCAUUGGGCACCCAGGAAGGAGGAGUCACGUCCCACAACAGACAUGCUUGCAGGUCACAUGAGAGCUUGUAUACGCAUCCCGGAAGGCAAGGCCAGAGGCAAGGCCCAAGGGCACGGCCAGCCUGGCUUGGACUUGUCUGAUGCCCCUGAGAGAGCCUGUGGAUGAGGCUUCUGCCUUUUCUUGUUUCUGCAUCCUUUGCCACAGGUAGGUAGGAAACGCAGGGGCACUCCUCUACCGCCUGGCCUUUUCACUUAGCUACUUGAGUUCCUUCCUUUUCCUUUUCUCUUCCUUAUUUAUUUAUUUUUUAAAUAUACCACAUCUGUCAUUUUUCUCCUGAUUGUCUGGCUUUUGGCCACUGCCUUUUCCAUCCUCCCUUACGAGGCUUCACCUUAUAGUCCUCCCGUACAAGCCCUGGUUGACCGGAGUCAGGUGUGGAUCCUUUGGGUGUUGGUGGAGGGAGAGAUCGUAAGGCCUGUGUGGAAAGAAUCUCUAAUUUUUGCUUGGGCUCCAUAUUUCUAAACAGUAAUAUGUUUACAGUCUAGAUUAUGAAAGCUUAUGUAAUGUAGAGAAAUCCAUUCUCUUGCCAUAGUCUCCUCCUCCAUAUCCACGGAACGGAUGAAGAUCAAGUAUGUUAGGACUGGCCCUUCCUCCAGAGCAUUCAGAACUGGUCUUGCUGUUUGACCCAUUGUAUUGUGAAUCUCGGUACAUUACUCAUCUUUUAGCUGCAACCACCCUGCACUAAUUGAGCUUUAAGGUGCAUGAAAUGUGAGUUUCAAGCAGCUAUCCCAUAUUGAUCACCAAAUAGCAUUCACCUACCCAAAAAGAAAAGCCACUUCAGUUUCAUUCCAGCCCUCUGCAGUCUUCUGGAUUCUCCUCUCCAAAGCAGCUUCCCUUUGCGUGUCUGCCCUUGGGCCGCAUUGAGCUUGUUGUCAGGAAACCAGAGCAUUGUUUUCUAGUAUAUCUUUUCAUCUUGGUAAUACUGAAAAUGCUUCUUUUUUACGAAUUGAGUCUAAUACAUGAUUUCCUGGGGAUUUUCCUCUGGACUUGUAAUUUUAAAUAGCUUCUGGGACUAUAAAACUCCAACCCAAAGUGCUUCUGAAUUUAAAUUUUACUUAAGGCCUUCAUCAUGCCUAAAGUAAUUAAAAAUGUGGGUCUAUUCUUGUAAAGAAACUAGAGUCAAAUAAACGAGGGACUGUG
Messenger RNA from Lontra canadensis (Northern American river otter), 2819 nucleotides. RefSeq names its product DnaJ heat shock protein family (Hsp40) member C27 (gene DNAJC27). Bases 190 to 1053 code for a protein of 287 amino acids. Lineage: Eukaryota; Metazoa; Chordata; Mammalia; Carnivora; Mustelidae. The transcript has 8 exons. The record is from RefSeq and is a predicted model, not a curated record. Gene Ontology annotation, molecular function: GTPase activity; GTP binding.